This is a messenger RNA of Linum trigynum, 3245 nucleotides long. NCBI's taxonomy places the organism in Eukaryota, Viridiplantae, Streptophyta, Magnoliopsida, Malpighiales, Linaceae. The record is from the annotation of a GenBank genome assembly.
CAAUACACGAUGUAUACUUUUGAGAAAUGUAGAGACUAUGAUUCAGUAGAUGUGUUGUGUGCAUCAUCACGCGGACGGAGGCAAUCAACGGUUCUGUUAAAUUUGCUUCUGGUUUCAUGAAGUUCACCAUCUGCAAGCCGCCGAUGGCCGAUGCUAUCGGACUCUCCGGCCUGAGAUAUGGAGGAAGGUGGGAUGUUGAGCACCAUCUUCAGUUUCACAGAGAUGGGAAAUCGGAAAUCGAGACGGUGGGCGGAGAGGAGGCACGUGGCAUUGCUGCAUGCUCUGCAGAGCGGCAGGCGAGGCGAGCGGAGGUGUCCUGUAAUGUACUCUGAUGGUAUAUUUGGUUUGGGGAUCUAGGGAUUUGGAUUUUGUCAACACGUAGCUGAGAGAGAGGGGGUAAAACUCGAAGUAAGCAAAGACGGAAACCAAUUCAGCAGAUCAUCCUUCCAAGUUCCAAAUUAGUCCACCCGAAGUCACGGUCAGUAGCCGAACUGUUUUCUGCAAAUCUCAUCAACCAGGAUAUGGCGAAUGAGCUGGACGGCUUCCACUUCGAGCAGAACCACGGCAAGGCGAGAGUAAGGGUCGCCAGAGUCUGGCGGGCCGAUGGCGGCGGCGGUCACUCCAUGGUGGAAUGGAGCGUCAACAUCACCCUUUUUUCCGACUGCAUCAACGCUUACGUUCGUGACGACAACUCCGACAUCGUCGCCACCGACACCAUGAAAAACACCGUAAUUGACUUCACACCCGCUACUCGAUUUACCCUUUUGUUUCACCUCCGAUUCGGGAUCGUUGAGAUGAAUUGAAAUCCCGUUUCUGUUUCCCCCUUCACCACUAGGGAUGCAUUCACUCAUAUGUUUGAUAUUCCUAGAUUUGGAGCUAGGGAUUUUGUUUCAGUUCUUAUCUGGAUAUCUGAUGGUUCAAUCAAACAGUAGCCCUUGUGUAGUUGAAGAUAAAAUGUAUGCCAUUUGGGAAAUUCAGUUGACUUGGGAAGUGGCAAGAGUUCAUUUAUGUAGUCAGCAGCUUGGCUAAUCCUGUUUGCUGUGUCUUGUUCACUUUCCUAUUCCCUGCGUUGUGGAAAUGGUGUGUAGGUGUAUGUGAAAGCGAAAGAGUGUUCCCAACAGCUUUCAGCAGAGGAGUUCGCAAUUUUGCUUGCGAAGCACUUCACAGCGUUCUACCCGCAGGUAAAAAGUUUUAAGAGAUUUCGGCCUUAACUUUGUUAAGUACCCAUUUGACUUGUGUACCUGGUAGUUUGUUUCUUCUUGAUUUCUGUUGGAGAUUCGUUGUAACCAAUGUGGAAGGAGAAGUACAGUUUGGAGGUGAAAUUUUGUUUGAGAAGGCGUGGAAAUAGUUUGGGGUUAUUUUCUGGGUGGGUUCCUUUUGGGUUUUGUAGUGGACAGUAGUCACAUUCAGCAUGAGGUUAGAACAAGAUUUUGAAUGUGGUCCAUCCUCUUCAAUAGUUUUGUGUUGAGGUUCUGGCACUGCUGAAUCAAGUUUGCACUGAAAAAUUGGUUCUUGGGUCUGAACUGAAAAAUUGUCUCAAGUAUUUGACAGGUGACUUUUAUUUAUGCCCCCGUGGGACAUGUUUCUGGUCCUACUAAUGUUAAUGGGUUGGCCAUUUUCAAAUUGUGAUGCAGCAGCUGUUGUCAUUAUCUUUCCAGUUCUUAUCUUAUGAAUCAUGCCCCGUUUUCUGAUCAAUAACUAGUUUGUAUUGCAAAAUUUGUUAGGUAACAUCAGCAAUUGUCAAGAUAGUGGAGAAGCCAUGGGAGCGCAUCAACUUAAAUGGGCAACCACAUGAACAUGGUAUAGUACUGAAGUUUGUUGAGUAGAAUAGUGUGCGAAUUUCUAAAUUCUUUUUUGUGAACCAGCUAAGUUUAUGGUGGUCUGCUAUCCUUCCAUUGCAUCUUGUUGUCUUAAACAAAUAUUUACAUGCUUGUUGCAAACUAGCGAAAUAUGCACACCUUAUAUUUGUCAGCAUGCUGGUUAAAAGAGCUGCUAAUAUGCUGUUAUGUUGUCAAAGGUUUUAAACUUGGAAAUGAGAAACAUACAACAGAGGCCGUAGUCAAGAAGUCUGGUGGGUUGAAGUUGACUUCUGGAAUUGCAGGACUGUCUGUACUGAAAACUACCCAGGUAUUGUUUUGUGCUUUUCACUCUUUUCAGCUGUUGCAAUUGAGCCCUGGAAUCCGUGCAAUCACAAUGCAACCGUAAACUGAAAACACACUAUUCAGUACCAUUCAACCGAAGCAUAUGCAUGUAGGAUUUGUUUGACCUUAGCAAUUAUGUCUAUUAGAUCCAAUUUCAUGGGGUAGGUAGUCCCAAAUUCCUCUCUUCCAGGUUGAACAAACGAGGGCUUCUUUAGCCUUCCUUAGCUUGCUCCUGCUUUGAUUCUCUACAUGUGUCCAUUCGUUUCCAUCAGUUAUGCAAUCUUUGUGUUGUUGAUUGCUUGAUUUUAUGUGACUGAAAGAACAGUCAGGUUUUGAAGGGUUUGUCAGGGACCAGUAUACUGCUCUUCCUGAAACCCGUGAGAGGAUGCUGGCCACUGAAGUCACUGCCAUAUGGAGGUGAAUUUUGAGAUUGUUAACUGUGGUAUGUUUGCUUUUAUUCGUUGGAAGCUUCUUCUUAGUUCUUUCUGGAUCAAAUGUGGAUGCAGAUAUUCGUACGACUCCAUCUCCAAAGUCCCUCAGAAACCCCUUUACUUCAAUGAGAGAUAUUUGGAUGUGAAGAAUGUAGUUCUCAGCACGUUUUUUGGUCCUCCCAAGGGCGGAGUAUAUAGUGCUUCCGUUCAAAGCACUCUUUUCCAAAUAGAGAAGGCCGUACUGAUAAGGUUCUCUCUACUCUCCAAUGCUUUUACUGGUUUCAGUUAGGAAGUUCAGUGAUAUGGUACCCUAAAGUUUCCCUGAGAAUCAUUUUGUGUUUUUCUGGUCGUAUGCAGAUUCCCUGACAUAUCAUCUGUCCAACUGAAAAUGCCAAACAUCCACUUCUUACCCGUCAAUAUUUCAACCAAGGACAACACGAUUGUGAAGGUAAAGAUCCUCUUCCUCUUAAAAGCUAUUUCUGAUGCUUCAGAAAUAGGCUGUUGCACUUGGUUGGUCGUGUUGGAACUUGUUGGAACUUCUUUCCCCCGUGGAUUGAUUAUAGAGAAAAAUUCAUGGACUUGAAUUCUUCACCAAUAUGUGGCUCCCAUCUGUACUUUCUUCCUGGAAUUUUGACCGUGGAAUCGUGGUAUCUGCAGCCUACAGCUUUCCUUG